Bombus pyrosoma is the source of this 396-nucleotide messenger RNA. RefSeq lists its product as uncharacterized. The record is from RefSeq and is a predicted model, not a curated record. NCBI's taxonomy places the organism in Eukaryota, Metazoa, Arthropoda, Insecta, Hymenoptera, Apidae. The coding region runs from base 1 to 396 and encodes 131 amino acids. The transcript has a single exon.
AUGAAGUAUCUGGGCCUGACCUUCGACAGCUACUGGACUUUCGGCCCUCACUUGGAGCGACUGACACCGUCUGUCGAGGCAACGGCGAACGCCUUACGAAGUUUGAUGCCUCUGCUGGGCGGGCUCGGCAUCGGGGUGCUCCGGCUGUAUGCCGGCGUGGUGCGAUCGAGGCUCCUAUACAAAGCUCCGAUGUGGCCGGAGGACCUGAUGGCUAACCGUUGCAGUCUCCAAAUGGUCAGGAUGCUGCACAGGACUGUGGCAAUCAGGGUAGUGAGGGGCUUCCGCACAAUUUCGGCGGCGGCAGCGGCGGUGCUCGCCGGGUUUCCCCCGUUCGAUUUGCAGGCCCUGAGGUGUCACGAGAUUUAUCUCGCUAUCGAGCGGAGUCGGCCCGGUUGA